AUGUCUCGCUACGCUGCCGCACAUGCCUCUCCCAAUGGAGCCGGUGAUGCUCGGCCCACUGCCAUCCAGAUCCUCGAGGACGAAAACCUCAUUGGCAAGCUGCCUGACAAGGUUAUGCUCGUUACAGGUAUCUCCUCUGGCAUUGGAAUUGAGACAUUGCGUGCGUUCCAUGCUACCGGUGCCCACGUCUUCGGCACUGUUCGUAACGUCGCCAAAGGCCAGGCCGUCGUCGACAAGAUCCUAGCCAGCAAGAUCCCAAGUGGCGGUCCCAUCACAUUGAUCGAAAUGAGCCUUGAUAACCUCGAGAGCGUGAGGAAAGGGGCGAAAGAUAUUCUUAGCAAGACCGACAAACUUAACAUUGUGGUCAACAAUGCCGGUAUAAUGGCGUGCCCAUACGGCAAGACCGUCGACGGCUUCGAGACGCAGUUCGCAACCAAUCACCUCGGUCAUUUUCUUCUCUUCAACUUGCUGAAGGACACUCUGCUCGCCUCUGCGACGCCCGAUUUCCCUAGCCGUGUCGUCAGCGUGAGCAGCAUCGGCCACCGCGCAGCCAGCGUCCGUCUUGACGACUACAACUUCGAGAAAGAGGGUAGCUACAGUCCCUGGGCCGGUUAUGGACAGUCGAAGACAGCAAACAUAUGGCUCGCAAACUACAUUGACCGCCAUUACGGACCGCAAAACUUGCACGCCACGUCGUUGCACCCAGGAGGCAUCAACACGGGGUUGCAGGUUCAUCAACAGGAACUCGUCAACUUGAUGAAAGACAACCCCGAAUGGGUGAGGUCGGUGAAGAGUUCGGAACAGGGAGCUUCGACGAGCGUCUAUGCGGCGUUAAGCGAAGAGUGGAAAAACAAGGGAGGAAGGUUCCUGGCGGAUUGCGAGGAGCAGCUUGAGGUAGGCAAGAAGCCAACGUCGGCCCAAGCUGCCAGUGCAGCGAAAGGUGCGGGCCAUAUCCCCAAUGAUGAUGGGUACAAGUCUUGGGCGUAUGACAAGGACGGGGAGGAGAGGCUGUGGAAGGACUCGCUCAAGAUGGUGGGAUUAGAGUAG
Molecule: messenger RNA, 1047 nt
Organism: Mytilinidion resinicola
Lineage: Eukaryota; Fungi; Ascomycota; Dothideomycetes; Mytilinidiales; Mytilinidiaceae
Product: short-chain dehydrogenase
Exons: 1
Coding region: 1-1047 (348 amino acids)
Source: RefSeq, a predicted model, not a curated record